Molecule: messenger RNA, 1410 nt
Organism: Emericellopsis atlantica
Lineage: Eukaryota; Fungi; Ascomycota; Sordariomycetes; Hypocreales; Bionectriaceae
Product: kinase-like domain-containing protein
Exons: 2
Coding region: 1-1410 (469 amino acids)
Source: RefSeq, a predicted model, not a curated record
AUGAUACGGCUCUGGCACUCUCUACGCUCUCAGGCUUAUGUGAAAGAUCGAGAAAGCCCUUCGAGUUGUUGGGCGGGGGAUUUGGCUAAGACGAGGCGGCAACAUGUGCACGGUUGCCCGUCAUCGCCAGGCGUCGUCGAGUCGUAUGUGAUAUUAAAACUGGACCGAGACAAGCAGCGACAGACCUACGCUGAGUCGAUUGACAUAAAAGAUGUCUACAAAGUCGCUUCUAGCCACAAUAUGGACAAGGAUUGCCGUAAGUUCCGCGAUCCUGAAAGCGGAAGCUUCAAUGUCUGCUUCUUCGUCACUUUUCCGUCAGACGGCAGAAAAUGGGUCGUGAGGUUCCCGAUCGGCCCAGUGCUCCAUGAUCCGUGGCAAAAAAUCCAGAGCGAAAUCGCCACCCUCAGAUAUGUUAAACGCAAUACGACAAUCCCUGUACCUGAAGUCUACGGAUACGGUAGCGGAGGCUCGCAUAAUACCAAUAACCCCACGGGCCGUCCGUACCUUAUUCUCGAAUAUAUCCCUGGGAGACCACUCGACUCGGGUGAUCUUCUGACUUGUUCUGACGAUGCCUCUCGACUAUUUUACUCCCAACUGGCUAGCAUUCUAUCACAACUUCGCAUGCAAAGGUUUGACUACGCGGGAUCACUUACAGCGGAUGACGAAGGCGAGCUUACGGUGACUUCUCCGCACUCCAUCGAUUUGAAUAGCAUCCAGCUAUACAGCGGACAACAAAUCAAGCCAUGUGAGAGGCACACGUCGGCAACCGACUUCGCUUGUUUCAGCUACCAAGUCCUGUUCAACCGAUUAAACCAACCAGUUGAGAUGGAAGAAGACGACGCUCGACACGAGGUCUUUGCGCUUGCUGACUAUGAAAAGAGAUUGCUCAACUAUGUUGAUUCAUCUUCAAAACAUUUUGUACUCACCCAUGGAGACCUUCGCCCGUCAAACAUUAUUGUCGGUGAGGAUCUCACCAUCAAUGCAAUCAUUGAUUGGGAAUGGAGCUGCACUGUGCCUCGCCAAUUCUUUAUACCACCCAUGUGGUUCGCUGGAAACGACGUACCACUUUCCAUCGAUGAUACCUACAAGCUGGAAUAUUCCAAAUUCCACCGGGCACUCACAGAUGCUGCCGAGGAUGAACCUGCAUGCAGAGUACUUGCGGACGAAUGGUCUCCGGAUCUAAGUUCUAGUCUCGACCUCUACCUCCCUGCCGCUCUCCUUCGCCACGACAACUUCACGGAGGUAUACUAUAAGUUUUUGUUUCCUAAAUAUUUUAAGGGGGUCAAACGGCGAGAGAAGCUAAGGGAAUUUUAUGAGGAGGAUGGCCCAAGUGGCAUUUUCAGCGAAGCGGUUCGCCGAAAACUAGAGGCAUCUCAGACUUAUCAGCAGAACUUUCGUGAUCAUUGUUGA